Molecule: messenger RNA, 1345 nt
Organism: Lucilia sericata (common green bottle fly)
Lineage: Eukaryota; Metazoa; Arthropoda; Insecta; Diptera; Calliphoridae
Exons: 2
Coding region: 257-958 (233 amino acids)
Source: RefSeq, a predicted model, not a curated record
CUUUUAACUAACAAUAUAAAUAAACAAUGAAACUUGUUUAAAAAUAACAUAAAUUAUUAAAAUUUCAAGCCGGCAAGUUUAAUAACGCAUAUUACUAACGCACGUUAAGCACUCAAAAAAUAAAAAGGAAAACAUUGUUGAAACUACAACAACAUUGUUGCCAACAACAGAAGACAUAAACGCUGCAUUUGUUACAGACAAAAGUCUUGAACAACAACAAGAACAGAAGGAGUUGGAGGAAUACUCAGCUGCAGCCAUGACUAAGGAAGAGUUGUAUGAAGCCAACGGAAACGGAAAUAACGAAUUUGAAACCAAUAUGUCUGAGGACAACGACAACAAUAACGACAAUAUUGACAAUGAGGAAAAUCCAGAAGUUGAACAUACAAUUGAAAAUAAUGAGGAUAUAGAAGAGGAAGUAAAUGACAAUUUAAAUGAAUCAUCAAGUAGCAACAACAACAACAACACUGAUGUUGAAGAUGAUGACUCUGACAAGGAGCAAGAGAAUAAUGAUAAUAAUGGCGAUGACGAUGAAGAUUCAGAUGCAGAUGAAGCCAAAGCCGAUAUUGAAAUUGUCAAUUUGAAGAAAAUGAAAUAUUCAAAUUAUUCCGCUGCCAUACGCAACAAAGAACGCGAAGACGAAUCAUCUUCAGAUGAUGAAGAUGCCAACGCUCCUGAAAUGCCACCCACAUUCAAUGACGAAUGGGGCAGCUUUAAUGAGCCAACUAAUGAGCAAAAUGAUUUGAGCAACGAUAUUGAUGUCUACGAUGUUGUACCAAUUGAUUUAUCCAAUGACAUUGCCGUCAAUGAUGCAGCCAAUUUACCACUUAAUCCCGAUGCAGAAUUCAUUGAUAUCUAUGGUGUGCAACAUCAAUCAAAUGUCAUGCCAAAAUUUGAAAAAUUAUCCUUAGACUAUCAGCCACCCUCCGAGGAGGAAUGGUCUAAUACACCAGCCAAAUAAGUUGGGUGACGAUAAUAAUGAUUUUAUUAUUUAGUUAAGCAGUAGUCAGUCAGUCAGUCAUUAUAAACAUUUAUUUAGUAAGUUUGUCAAUUCGAAUAUAUUUUUUUUUUUUAAUUUUUUAUUACGUUUUGUAUAAAGUGUGAUUUAUUUUAUUUAUAACUCGCCCUUAUGACUCAUUUAUUGGUGAAACAUUGUUUGAAUUUUUAUUUAUAAAUUUUAAUUUUAUAUAUUUUUUUAACAUUUUUUUGUUAAUUUUUGAUUUUAAAUAAUUACUCAUAGAAUCAUAGUUAAAAUCCACAUUUAAAUACUGAUUAGCAUUUCAUUUAGCUUACACUCAUCCACACAUAUGACACGUAAUAAAUACUCAAAAAAAAACUUUUAAAUUAA